Oncorhynchus gorbuscha (pink salmon) is the source of this 2259-nucleotide messenger RNA. RefSeq names its product transcriptional repressor protein YY1-like. Gene Ontology annotation, molecular function: DNA-binding transcription factor activity, RNA polymerase II-specific; RNA polymerase II cis-regulatory region sequence-specific DNA binding. Bases 109 to 1227 code for a protein of 372 amino acids. The transcript has 5 exons. Gene Ontology annotation, cellular component: PcG protein complex; transcription regulator complex. The record is from RefSeq and is a predicted model, not a curated record. NCBI's taxonomy places the organism in Eukaryota, Metazoa, Chordata, Actinopteri, Salmoniformes, Salmonidae. Gene Ontology annotation, biological process: regulation of transcription by RNA polymerase II.
GUCAAUAUAAUUGAUCAUCGAAGAGGAACAACAGGGGCAAGGGGGGGGGGUUGUGGGGCAAAUGAGCACAGCACAGGCUGCCUGAGAAGUAAGCUGGUAGGAUUCAACAUGGCAUCAGGCGAUACGCUUUAUAUUGAGGCGGACGGCUCGGAGAUGCCGGCCGAACUAGUGGAGUUACACGAGAUAGAGGUGGAAACGAUACCGGUAGAGACUACUGUGGUCGGGGGAGACGACGACCAGCCGAUGAUAGCACUCCAGCCGCUGGUAUCAGACGACCCGAAUUCGAUCCACCACCACCAUCAAGAAGUGAUCCUAGUGCAGACAAGAGAGGAAGUUGUUGGCGGGGAUGAUUCGGAUAUGCUUGCGGACGGGGGUUACGAGGAUCAAAUCCUCAUCCCCGUCCCAGCACCCGGGGUGGAAGACGAGUACAUCGAACAGACUCUGGUGACUGUAGCCGGGAAAAACUCUGUUGGUCGGAUGAAGAGAGGGGUAGGCGGCAGUGGCAAAAAAGCUGGCCAAAAGAGUUAUUUGGGUGCUGUAGAACCAAGCAGUAGAAAAUGGGAACAGAAGCAGGUACAAAUAAAGACUAUGGAGGGGGAAUUCUCUGUUACAAUGUGGGCUUCGGAUGACAAAAAAGACAUUGACCAUGAGUCAGUUGUUGAAGAACAGAUCAUUGGGGAGGAUUCCCCUCCGGACUACUCUGAAUACAUGACGGGGAAGAAGCUGCCCCCUGGAGGGAUACCUGGCAUCGACCUGUCAGACCCCAAACAGUUGGCAGAGUUUGCCAGGUCAGUGUCUAUCUGCCUGAACUCACCUGUCCAAGGGAUGAAGCCGCGGAAGGUAAAAGAAGACGACGCGCCCAGGACGAUAGCCUGCCCUCACAAAGGCUGCACAAAGAUGUUCAGGGACAAUUCAGCGAUGAGGAAGCAUCUCCACACCCACGGGCCUCGUGUGCACGUCUGUGCCGAGUGUGGCAAGGCCUUCGUAGAGAGUUCCAAACUCAAACGUCACCAACUCGUUCACACAGGGGAGAAACCCUUCCAAUGUACCUUUGAGGGCUGUGGGAAGAGGUUUUCGCUGGACUUUAACUUGCGCACACACGUUCGUAUCCACACCGGUGACCGGCCCUACGUAUGCCCCUUUGACGGCUGCAAUAAGAAGUUUGCCCAGUCAACCAACCUCAAGUCUCACAUCCUCACACACGCCAAAGCCAAAAACAACCAAUGAGAGCCCUCUGACCUGCCCCAGGUCCCACCCCCACGGCAGCAUCUUAAUGACACCACACGUCAAACCUCCUUUGAUGAAAGAAGGAAAUGAUUGCGAAAUACUUUUUGAUAAAUACGGAGAUUAAAUUCUCCCUUCUCCUAUUGGUUGACUGAAGAACACAGUGGCACUCUUCAAAAAGAUGAAACCCCUCUCCCAACCUUCCACCCCCCUCUCUCCUCACUUCAUAGCGGCUUCAUUUUUAUUGCCAUAAAUAUGGAACUCAUGGACUAACAGACUAUUCUUUCUGCCAUGGAGCUGCAUGAGAGCGAGCAAUCAGGCUAUUCUUUCUGCCAUGGAGCUGCAUGAGUGAGGGAGCAAUCAGGCUAUUCUUUCUGCCAUGGAGCUACAUGAGAGAGAGCAAUCAGGCUAUUCUUUCUGCCUUGGAGCCACAUGCGAGAGCAAUCAGGCUAUUUAUCCACUUUCAGCAUAGACUUUAAUUUUCUAUUUCUACAAGUGUGCAUAUUGUACACUUUAUUUUGGGAUAUGUUCAGUAAGACAAUUGGAUUUCUUUUCUUUUUCGCCUGAGUAUUUAGAUCCACUUACCAUAUGAUAGUCCUGGCAAGACGUGCGUUACUGUACCGUCACAUUGCUUCAAAGUAUUUUCUUAAACGUUUUGGUUUGCAUCUUAAUCUUUACUUUUGGUUAUAUUACUUCUAACCAUUAAAUCAUCUUAUAUACUUGUAUUGUAUGGCUGUUGACAUGAUUUAGACUGUGAUAGAGGUGUGAUUUUUAAAUUGUUAACCAAUUUAACUUUUAGUCGAGUUGAUUUAUCUUUUUUCAUGAAUUGUCAACUUUGCUGAGAAACAUGUCCCUACCGUUGAUUCACUGCGAGCCUGUCUAUUCGAAUACUAAAAUUCAUUAAAUGAAAUCGCCAGAGUGACCAUCUGUUUCUUUGUUAGAAUGUAAUGUACAGGCGUCAUCAACCAUGAACUUUCUUUGUUGAUAUUUGCACCCAUGCAUUUCAACGGCCCACAAUAAAAAGGUCAUCCCAAA